AUGGUGACGACACGGCGGCAGGAGGCGCUGCAAAUGAUGAACACGCCGCCGUCGGGGUGGGAGCAGACGGAGGGCGAGCCCUCGCCUUCCACACCCGUCGACGCCGCGCUGCCCAGCCGCCUGCCGCUCAAGUCGGCGCUCAAGACGCGGCUGCUGCCGGGGGACGGGCGUCACGGGGAGGAGUGCACCCCCGUGGAUGCGGGGCUGAAGAAGACGGUGCGCAUCCACAGCAGCAACAACAUGGUGCACGAGUUCCAGGCCAGCCUGACCACAGACGAUGCGCACGCCUACAGCGACGAUGAGGGUGGCGCGACCCCCGAGAGCGGGCGGCGGCGCCGCCCGCCGCCGCGCCGCCGCCCCGCCACACCCCGCUACGACAAGUUCAUGUCGGGCGUGCUGGCGGGCAUGCGCAGCAGCGGCGGCGGCAGCAACGGCGGCAGCACGGGCGGCGGCGCCGCGGACGGCGGCGCGCUGCUUGGCCUGCUGUUCACGCUGAGCUGGAUGCUGGCCAGCUCAGCGCUCAUCUUUGUGAACAAGACGCUCAUGGUGGACCACGGCUUCCGCUUCCCGUUUGCCCUCACCUCCAUGGGCCAGAUGAGCUCCAUGCUGCUGGCCUGGCUGGCGUCGGUGGUGGGCGUAGCGCCGCUGCGGCCGGCGCCCUCCUGGGAGGUCGCCUUCUCCAAGCUGCUGCCCGUGUCCUUCAGCUUUGCCGCCUCACUGUUCCUGGGCAACGUGGCGUACCUGGGCAUGUCGGUGGCCUUCAUCAACAUCAUGAAGGCAGCCACCCCCAUGGUCACGCUGGCGGUGGGGCUGGCGCUGCGCCUGGAGCGCACCUCCAAGCUGACGCUGGCCGCCACCGUGCUGAUUGCCGUCGGCACCGCCAUCUCCACCUCCUCAGAGGCCAGCUCGGGCCACUUCCGCUGGCUGUCCUUCUUUGCCUUUGCCUUGAGCGUCGUGUUUGAGGGCAUCCGGGUGGUGCUGACCGAGAAGCUGCUGGGGCAGGCCAAGUACAAUGUGAUGGAGGCUCUGGUGUACCUGGGCCCCUUCACGCUGGCCUUCCUGGGAGGCGGCGCAUACCUGUUUGAGUGGGACCAGGGCCUGUCGACAGAGGGCAUGCGAGUGAUGCGGGAGCGGCCGUUUGACUUUGCGGUGGCGACCCUGAUCAGCUUCCAGGUCAACCUCUUCUGCUACCUGGCCAUCAAAUACGUCUCCGCCACCUCAUUCAAGGUGGCAGGCUGCCUGAAGAAUGUGCUGGUGGUGUGGGGCGGCGUCCUGCAGGGGGAUGUGGUCACGCCGCAGGAGCUGCAGGCAAGUGUGCUGGGGUAUGCCGUUUCGUUGGUAGGGUUUGUGCUGUUCUCAGCCUCCAAGCUGCGCGGCACCGUGCCGGGGGCGGGGCAGACGGGCGACAGCCAAUCACCCGCAAAGAAGCAGCGAUAG
This is a messenger RNA of Chlorella variabilis, 1437 nucleotides long. RefSeq lists its product as hypothetical. Bases 1 to 1437 code for a protein of 478 amino acids. Gene Ontology annotation, cellular component: trans-Golgi network; endosome; Golgi apparatus. Lineage: Eukaryota; Viridiplantae; Chlorophyta; Trebouxiophyceae; Chlorellales; Chlorellaceae. Gene Ontology annotation, molecular function: antiporter activity. The record is from RefSeq and is a predicted model, not a curated record. The transcript has 7 exons.